AAAUUAGUAGAGAGAAAUCACAGACACAUUAUAUCUUAUAUAUAUCGACAAUUGUUGGAAAAAUCUCGUGGGAAAUUGAUAGUUAGGGCAUGGCUUUGCAUUUGAGCAGCGCUUGCUUCUCCGCGGUUAAGGUUCCAGCAGUAAGAGCAGCGGCGGCGCCGGACCAAGCGGUGAAGACGAAGGAGGUAGAGAAGGUUAAGCUCGGUGGCUCGGAGUUGAUGGUCACAAGGCUUGGAAUUGGGGCUUGGUCCUGGGGCGACAAUACCUACUGGAAUGAUUUCGAAUGGGAUGACAGGAAGCUAAAGGCUGCUAAGGCUGCUUUCGAUGCCAGCAUUGACUGUGGCAUAACUCUCUUCGAUACUGCCGAGGUUUAUGGCUCCCGGAUGGCAUUUGGUGCUAUCAGCUCUGAAACACUACUCGGAAGAUUCAUCAAGGAAAGGAAGCAAAGAAAUCCCGAUGUUGAGGUUGCUGUCGCCACCAAAUACGGAGCUUUGCCAUGGAGACUCGGUCGCAAGAGUGUUAUUUCGGCCUUAAAGGAUUCUUUGGCGCGCCUUGAGCUGUCUUGUGUUGAACUCUAUCAGCUUCAUUGGCCUGGAAUUUGGGGGAAUGAAGGAUACAUCGAUGGUCUAGGGGAUGCAGUCGAGCAAGGUCUUGUUAAAGCUGUUGGGGUAUCGAACUAUAGUGAGAAGCGCCUUCGCGAUGCAUAUGAUAAGCUCAAAAAGAGAGGGAUUCCUCUGGCGUCGAAUCAAGUAAACUAUAGCUUGAUAUAUAGGAACCCCGAGGAAAAUGGCGUCAAAGCAGCUUGUGAUGAGCUUGGGAUCACCUUGAUUGCAUAUUCGCCCAUCGCCCAAGGCGCUCUAACCGGGAAGUACACGCCCGACAACAUCCCAUCCGGUCCACGAGGGCGAAUAUACACUCCGGAAUUCCUAACAGUACUACAACCUUUAAUAAACCGGAUAAAGCAGAUCGGGGAUGGCUAUGGAAAAACUCCAACACAGGUUGUCUUAAACUGGCUGAUUGCACAAGACAACGUGGUACCAAUCCCGGGAGCCAAGAAUGCCGAACAGGCUCAAGAAUUUGCAGGCGCUGUCGGCUGGAAGCUCAGCACGGAGGAAGUCGAAGAGCUGAGAGCAAUGGCAUCGGAUAUCAAACCGGUCAUUGGUUUCCCGGUGGAGAAACUAUAGGUAUCAUGUAUAUAUAUAUACUAGAACUCGGCAGCGCAACUAUACUAUACUGUUUGGGUGAUUUGUAAUGUAAAAAGAUUAUGUAUUGUUAUAAAUAUAAUAUAAUUCAUUAAAAAUAUAUUGAUAUUUA
This is a messenger RNA of Andrographis paniculata, 1314 nucleotides long. RefSeq lists its product as uncharacterized. Gene Ontology annotation, cellular component: cytoplasm. The transcript has 10 exons. Lineage: Eukaryota; Viridiplantae; Streptophyta; Magnoliopsida; Lamiales; Acanthaceae. The coding region runs from base 90 to 1184 and encodes 364 amino acids. The record is from RefSeq and is a predicted model, not a curated record.